Molecule: messenger RNA, 3519 nt
Organism: Closterium sp. NIES-65
Lineage: Eukaryota; Viridiplantae; Streptophyta; Zygnematophyceae; Desmidiales; Closteriaceae
Source: the annotation of a GenBank genome assembly
AUGGCUUCUAAAGAAGCCGACGCGCGGCUCGCGUACAUGACGAAGCGCGAGUCGGAGAUUCGCCUCCCGCGGGCGACGCGCGUUAAGAACAAAACUCCUGCGCCGGUCCAGAUCACCGCGGAGCAAAUCCUCCGCGAGGCGCGCGAGCGGCAGGAGGUAGAAACCGCGGCGCCGAAGCAGAAAAUCACCGACGCGCAGGAGCUCGGGGAGUACCGAUUAAGGAAGCGCAAGGAGUUUGAAGAUUUGAUUCGGCGGGUUCGUUGGAACACGAGCGUAUGGGUGAAGUACGCCACGUGGGAGAUGAGCCAGAAGGACUUCGCGCGCGCGCGAUCCGUGUGGGAGCGCGCGCUGGAGGUGGACUACAGGAACGUGUCCAUAUGGCUGAAAUACGCGGACAUGGAGAUGCGCAACCGCUUUGUCAACCAUGCGAGGAACGUGUGGGACCGGGCGGUGUCACUGCUGCCCCGCAUCGACCAGCUGUGGUACAAGUACAUUCACAUGGAGGAGAUGCUGGGGAACGUGGCAGGGGCGAGGCAGGUGCUGGAGCGGUGGAUGAAGUGGGAACCCGACCACCACGGCUGGUCCGCCUACAUCAAAUUCGAGCUCCGAUACGGCGAGAUCGCACGCGCUCGGGCCGUGUUCGAACGCUACACCAUGUGCAUUCCCACGGUGAAAGCGUGGAUCCGAUUCGCGAAAUUCGAGGUGAAGCAAGGAGAGAUUUCGCGCGCCCGGGAGGUGUACGAGCGGGCAGUUGAAAUUCUCGGCGAGGACGGGCAGAACGAGGAGCUUUUCGUCGCGUUUGCCGAGUUCGAGGAGCGGAUAUGCAAAGAGACCGAGCGGGCCAGGGCGAUUUACAAAUACGCACUCGACCACGUUCCGAAGGCCCAGGCCGAAUCCCUGUACAAAAAAUUCGUGGUUUUCGAGAAGCAGCAUGGGGACCGGGCAGGGAUAGAGGAUGUGGUGGUGGGGAAGAGGCGGUUUGAGUAUGAAGAGGAGGUGAAGAGGAAUCCGCGGAACUACGACGCGUGGUUUGACUAUGUGCGGUUGGAGGAGAGUGUGGGGGAGGCGGAGCGGGUGCGGGAGGUGUACGAGCGGGCGAUUGCGAAUGUUCCUCCAGCGGAUGAGAAGCGAUUUUGGCAGCGAUACAUCUACCUCUGGAUCAACUAUGCCCUAUACGAAGAACUCGAAGCGGGGGACAUGGAGAGGACGAGGGAGGUGUACCGGGAGUGCCUGAAGCUGAUCCCACAUGGCAAGUUCUCAUUCGCCAAGAUCUGGCUGCUCGCCGCCCAGUUUGAGAUCCGCCAGAAGCGCCUCUCUGCCGCCCGGCAGAUCCUGGGGCACGCGAUCGGCGUGGCUCCCAAAGAUAAGAUCUUCAAGGCAUACAUAGAGAUGGAGUUACAGCUGGGCAACAUCGACCGCUGUCGCAUGCUGUACGAGAAGUACCUCCAAUGGCAGCCCGCCAGCUGUCCCGCGUGGGCCAAGUUCGCAGAGCUGGAGCGCAGCCUGGGCGAAACUGAGCGGGCAAGGGCAGUGUAUGAGCUGGCGAUAGGGCAGCCGCUGCUGGACACACCUGAGCUGCUGUGGAAGGCGUACAUUGACUUUGAGAUAGCGGAGGGUGAGAGCGAACGCACGAGGCAGCUGUACGAGCGGCUGCUGGAGCGAACCAAGCACGUCAAGGUGUGGAUGAGCUACGGGCAGUUUGAGGCGCAGGUGGCAGUGGAGGAGGAGAUUAAGGCGGAGGAGGAGGGCAGAGAGGCGGACGAGCUGGUCCUGGCAGAGCAGUCCAAGGACCGGGUCACCAGGGCCAGAGAGGUGUAUGAGCGGGCAUUUGAGCACAUGAGGACAAACGCCGCCGACCAGAAGGAGGAGCGGGUGAUGCUGCUGGAGGCGUGGCGAGAGAUGGAGCGGGCGGCGGGCGUGAACGGCGACCCGGGAUUGGUCGAGAAGAAGAUGCCGCGACGCGUGAAGCGCAAGCGGCCAAUCACGACGGAGGAUGGCACUCCUGCUGGGUUCGAGGAGUAUUACGACUACAUCUUCCCUGAUGAAGCGGCUAACCAACCUAAUCUCAAGAUCUUGGAGGCUGCUUAUAAGUGGAAGAGGCAAAAGCUCACUAUGGGGGAUGAGGAGGAAGGUCAGCAGGGAGGUGGAGCAGAGAGGGAUGAAGGGGGAAGUGGAGGUUUGAUAGACAAUAAGGAAGAGGAUGACUAUGUCGAGCACCUGCACAUUCUCGUAGCCAUGGCGGGGGGUCUCGACGUGCAUAAGAACAAGUACAUCGAGGAUUGGGGCACGCGGCGCGAAAACCUCGAGAAGAUCUUUCGCUUCAACCGUCGCACGCUCUCGAUCGCGGCGCUCGCAAUCGUCGUCCUCCCCGUUGUCGUGUACCGAGGCACCAUCGCAGAAUUCAGGAAGCAAGAGGAACUGGAAGGCCGACCGCAGCGCAAGUUCAUAAACAAUGCCAUUCUCCCCCUCCCCUCCCCCCCAUCCCUCCCCUCCCUCCUCCCCCUCCUCUCCCUCCCCCUCUUCCCCCAUCCCUUCAAUUCCCCUCUAUUCUCCCCCUCCAGCCUCAUUCCCCGCUCUUCGCGCUCCUCUUCCCUCCUUUACCUCGUCUCUCCUCCCCUCAACCAUCUCCUCUCUCUCUCUACGCGCUUCCUCGACUGCCUCUCGCCUGUCGCUCUGUCAACUCUCACCCCUCUGCUCCCUUCCCUCCACGCCCAUUUCACUCUCUGCAUCCCUUGGUCCAUUAGAGGACCUGCCCCAGCAGCAGCGGGACUACCAGGCCCAAGUCUCCUCUCUCCGCAAGGCAUAGGCACAGGAACAGCAGGAGCUGAGGCGAGCAGCACUGAAGGCGCAGUAGGCACAUCCCUCCCUCCCUCCUUUCCCCUGAACCCUCAUUCAUCUCCUCCUCCCAGGACUUGGCACAACGGCAGCGGGACUACCAGGCCCAACCCAGGUGUCCUCUCUCCGGAAGUCAUACAUGCAGGAGCAGCAGGAGCAGGAACUGAGGCGGGUGGCUCUGAAGGCGCAGCACUCACAUCCCUCCCCCUCUACCUCCGUUCCCCUGACUCCACGUUCACCUCCUCCUCCCAGGACUUGGCCCAGCGUCAACGGGACUACCAAGCCCAGGACUUGGCGCAGAGGCAGAGGGACUACCAAGCCCAGGUGUCCUCUCUCCGGAAGGCAUACGCGCAGGAGCAGCAGGAGCUGCGGCGAGCAGCAAUGAAGGCGCAGCAGCAGCGCAGAGAGGCGGCGGCGAGCGAAAAGGAGUCGCAUGCGGAGGAGAAGCGGGCGGCAAGGGCCGCCCGGGCGGCGCGGGCGAGGGAAGAGCAGGAGAGUCUGCGAGCAGCCAAGCAAGAGCUGAAGGUGAUGAAUGCAGCGCGGCUCAAAGAAAGGGAGGAGAAGAUCAAUGCUCGCAAGGAAGCGGCCAAGACGGCUUUGCGGAUGGAGAGCGCAAGAUGGAUCAGGGAGGACGAGUUGGAGUGGAGGAUUAUGGAGGCCAUGUCGAAGCCAUACAUAUUGUGA